AUGAACGGCACACACCCUACGGUUACUAUCGACCUAGUCCUUGACCGGCACUCGACGAAGGAAGUGCUGCGUGCGGUGCUGCAUUCAAUCCUAUUUCAUCGUCUAUUCGGAACUGUGAAAGCGCAGACGUUUGAAGUGCUUGACGUGACUAUGCCUGGUGUGGAUGAUGUCGAGAUGAAACAACUUGUCGAUGAGAAGGUGGAUGCAUUUUGGAAGGGCGUCGAAGGCGGUAACAAGCGUGGCCAGGCAUAUUCUGGUCACUUUCUCCGAAAAACGUCCAAGGAAGAGCUGGUUCUAUAUGGCCGAGGAAGAGGUUCCAUGGGAGCAAUGAGCUUGAAGACUAUGCUCACGUAUGCAUCAUCUGAGCGUGGUCGCUCUGCGGUCCCGCUCAUCACCAAAGCAGACGGCAUCUCGCCUUUCCCAAUCAAGAUAGCCGUCAAGGUUGGUGGCAUAGAAGUGGGAUGA
This is a messenger RNA of Fibroporia radiculosa, 465 nucleotides long. RefSeq lists its product as uncharacterized. NCBI's taxonomy places the organism in Eukaryota, Fungi, Basidiomycota, Agaricomycetes, Polyporales, Fibroporiaceae. Gene Ontology annotation, cellular component: phagophore assembly site. Bases 1 to 465 code for a protein of 154 amino acids. The record is from RefSeq and is a predicted model, not a curated record. The transcript has 6 exons. Gene Ontology annotation, biological process: autophagy; autophagosome assembly.